This is a messenger RNA of Ipomoea triloba (trilobed morning glory), 1117 nucleotides long. Its product is annotated as WAT1-related protein At3g30340-like. Gene Ontology annotation, cellular component: plasma membrane. The record is from RefSeq and is a predicted model, not a curated record. Gene Ontology annotation, molecular function: transmembrane transporter activity. The coding region runs from base 23 to 1057 and encodes 344 amino acids. Lineage: Eukaryota; Viridiplantae; Streptophyta; Magnoliopsida; Solanales; Convolvulaceae. The transcript has 6 exons.
UAAAGUUCAUCAUUAAAAGAAGAUGAAUUGCCUUAGUAGUUGGAAACCAGGGGGUGCCAUGAUUGGUGUUAACUUUUGUUUGGCUGUUGUAAAUUUGCUUUUCAAGAUGGUUCUUAACAGAGGAAUGAACCAGUUGGUUUUGGCCACAUAUAGGCAAGCAAUCUCUGCAAUUUUCUUGGCCCCCAUUGCUUGUUGCAUGGAAAGGAGAAGCUACAAAAAGCUGUCAGCUUUCACAGUCUGUGCUCUAUUUUUCAGUGGACUCAUGGGGGGGACACUAACGCUAUAUCUCUUCCUAAUUGGGCUUAAUUAUACAUCAACUUCAUUUUCUUGUGCUUUCGUCAAUAUUGUGCCCAUAAACACAUUCUUGAUGACACUCCUAUUCAGGCAGGAGAGAAUAAACAUGAAGUGUAAGAGUGGGAAAGCUAAGAUGUUAGGCACACUAAUAUGUCUCAUUGGAACCAUAGUCUUAAUACUCUACAAAGGAAAGCCAUUGAUAAAUAAUAAUGCCUCAUCACAAGGAGUUGAAGCAAACCAUAACACAAAGAGUUGGGUUAUUGGUUCAUUAUUUCUCUUUGCAGGAAGCUUGGCUUGGUCUUCUUGGUUCUUGAUACAAGGUCGGGUCGGGUUGGAUUAUCCAUAUCAAUAUUCUAGUACAACUAUCAUGUCCUUUUUUGGUGCCAUUCAGUCAGCUGCCUUGUGCGUUAUCAUUGAUAAAAACCCUUCCAUUUGGAAAUUGAAAGGGAGUUUGGAAAUUGGGACUAUCAUAUACUCUGGAAUUGUGGGAUCUAGCAUAUGUUAUGCUGUGAUGUCUUGGUGUGUGAAGCAAAAGGGACCUGUUUUCACCUCAACAUUUGGUCCCUUCAUUCAGAUUUUUGCUACUGUGCUUGAUGUCUCUAUACUCCAUGAACAAAUUUACCUUGGAAGCAUUUUAGGAUCCAUUUUGGUAAUUGUUGGGCUAUAUGGUCUUCUUUGGGGUAAAAGCAAAGAAGCUGAAGUUUGCAAGACUGCACCAACACCAGACAAGGAUGCACAAAUUGUGUUACCUGUUACUAGGUAGUACUCCACCUCGUACCUAAGUGGCCACCAAAGGGAAGAAAUCAAGAAUAAUAUAAAUAAA